CUGGGAGGCAGUGUUGGCUUUGGUGGCUCAAGUCCGGGUCCAAGGCCAGCAUGUCAAUGAAGAGGAUUGUGCGUGUGUCCCUGGAGCAUCCCACCAGCGCCGUGUGUGUGGCUGGCGUGGAGACCCUCGUGGACAUUUAUGGGUCAGUACCUGAGGGCACAGAGAUGUUCGAGGUCUACGGGACCCCCGGUGUGGACGUCUACAUCUCUCCUAGUGUGGAGAGGGGCCGGGAGCGUGCAGACGCCAGACGGUGGCACGUUGAUACGGGGUUGGAGAUCAUCGUGGUCAUGAACUCGCCCAGCAAUGACCUCAAUGACAGCCAUGUUCAGAUUUCCUACCACUCCAGUCACGAACCCCUUCCCCUGGCCUAUGCGGUGCUCUACCUCACCUGUGUUGACAUCGCUCUGGAUUGUGACCUGAACUGUGAGGGCAGACAGAACAGGAGCUUCGUGGACAAGCGGCAGUGGGUCUGGGGGCCCAGUGGCUAUGGAGCCAUCUUGCUGGUGAACUGUGACAAGGACGAUGAGAACUGUUACGACCAGGACAACUGUGACCAGCACGUGCACUGCCUGCAAGACCUGGAAGACAUGUCAAUCAUGGUCCUGCGGACCCAAGGCCCCGCCGCCCUCUUCAACGACCACAGACUUAUCCUCCACACCUCCAGCUAUGAUGCCAAGUGGGCCCGGGUCUUCCACACCUGCGGUCCCGAGGACUCGUGCGAGGCCUACAGGCACGUGCUGGGCCAGAACAAGGUGUCGUACGAGGUGCCCCACUUCCACGGUGACGAGGAGCACUUCUUCGUGGAGGGGCUCUCCUUCCCUGAUGCCAGCUUCACGGGGCUCGUGUCCUUCCACGUCACCCUGCUGGACGACUCCAACGAGGAUUUCUCCGAGUCCCCGAUCUUCACUGACACCGUGGUGUUCCGUGUGGCGCCCUGGAUUAUGACGCCCAGCACCCUGCCGCCCCUGGAGGUAUACGUGUGCCGCGUGGGGAACAACACGUGUUUUGUGGACGCCGUGGCGGAGCUGGCCAGGAAGGCUGGCUGCAAGCUGACCAUCUGCCCGCAGAACGAGAACCGCAAUGACCGCUGGAUCCAGGACGAGAUGGAACUGGGCUAUGUUCAGGCGCCACACAAGACCUUCCCAGUGGUCUUUGACUCCCCCAGGAAUGGAGAACUACAGGACUUCCCUUACAAAAGGAUCCUGGGUCCAGAUUUCGGCUAUGUGACACGAGAACCACAAGACAGCUCUGUGAGUGGCCUGGACUCCUUCGGGAACCUGGAGGUCAGCCCCCCAGUGGUGGCCAAUGGGAAAGAGUACCCCCUGGGGCGGAUCCUCAUCGGGGGCAACCUGCCUGGGUCCAGUGGCCGCCGGGUCACGCAGGUGGUGAGGGACUUCCUCCACGCGCAGAGGGUGCAGCCCCCAGUGGAGCUCUUUGUGGACUGGUUGGCCGUGGGCCACGUGGAUGAGUUUCUGAGCUUUGUCCCUGCCCCCGACGGGAAGGGCUUCCGGAUGCUCCUGGCCAGUCCUGGCGCCUGCUUCAAGCUCUUCCAGGAGAAGCAGAAGUGGGGCCACGGCAGGGCCCUCCUGUUCAAAGGGGUUGUCGGUGACAAGCAGAUCAACACCGUCUCCAUCAACCAGGUCCUCUCCAAUGCAAACCUCAUCAGCUACAACAAGUUUGUGCAGAGCUGCAUCGACUGGAACCGGGAGGUACUCAAGCGGGAGCUGGGCCUGACCGAGCAGGACAUCAUCGACAUCCCUCAGCUCUUCAAGAUUGAGAGGAGAAAGGCAGUGGCCUUCUUCCCUGACUUGGUGAACAUGUUGGUGCUGGGGAAGCACCUGGGCAUCCCCAAGCCCUUCGGGCCCAUCAUCAACGGCCGCUGCUGCCUGGAGGAGAAGGUGCGGUCCCUGCUGGAGCCUUUGGGCCUCCACUGCACCUUCAUCGACGACUUCACCCCGUACCACAUGCUGCACGGGGAGGUGCACUGCGGCACCAACGUGCGCCGGCAGCCCUUCUCCUUCAAGUGGUGGAACAUGGUGCCCUGAGCCCAUCCCCCCCGCCCAUUGUCGUCUCCCCCUGGGGUGGGACAUCGGGGGGCCCUGAACAAUAAGCGUCAAGAGACCCCAAGGUUCCAGAUAGCACGCCGAGGGUGACUGUCUCUCUCGGAAGCCUUUUCCCUAGAAGUGUUGCAACCCAUUUGGUUUUCAGGCUUGAUUCUUGUUGGCCUCUCAAGAAGAAAGUCCUCAUUUCUUGAAAGCCUCUCAUGUGGAUCAACAAGACCCAUGGGGACUCCUCCAAACUUACCCCUUCUCACCCCCAAAUCCUCUGUUUGAGAUCUCAUGCACUUUGGGGUCUAGAAACAUCCAUGCAUCUCAUCUGCCAUCUUGGCCUGCGUGUCCUAAUGGAGGAAGGACCCACACUUCUGCUUUGGUGUGAUUGCCUCUCACCCUGCAGGGAGCAGCCCUAACGUUAGAUCCCUCCACGCAGGAGAGAGUCUACCCAUAGCUUCCCCCAGAGGGAAGGAGGUGGGGCCCAUUUGGAUCAAGGUGGGACCAUCCGUCUACCUGCCAAGCUUCUGACCAGACGUUGAACUCCACACCCCACGCAGUGCCCGGCAUGAGCUUUCACAUAGUUGGUCCUUUCCAGAUGUGUCUUGAAGAAAUGAAUGUUGGCCCUUAGCCUUAUCAUUGCCCCAUCAUCUGAAUCCAGAAAUCUGGCUUUGUGCAAAAACCUCCUGGAAUUUCUUGGAGGUGAUAGUAUGAGUUGGCGGCACUUGGCUGGCUCAGUCGGUGGAGUGUGCCGGGGUUGUGGGUUUGAGCCCCACAUAGGGUGUAAAGAUUACUUAGAAAUAAAUUUUAAAAGAGAAAGUGUGUUGGGAAUUCCCGGAGAUGGGGAAGCCUGCACGUGCAAGGGUGAGAGAUGUCCUCCACGAUGCAUAGGCUGCUUCCUUGGCCCUGCACCUUGUUCUGCAGGAGGGGAGACCUCUGGUAGAAUAGGUCCUAGGCUUUCUGUUGCCCUCUGGUCAACGUUUCCAUGUCCUGCUGUGCCUCAGGAGAGGGAGCCCAAAGGGGCAGAUCCACCAACAUAGCUCACAGCGGGACACUCUGGGAAUGCACGGCUCUGAGUGCGAGGGGAGGGGCGAGGGGUGGGAGGUUUUCUCCAGAUGUGUGCCAGUUACACGUGUGUCCCAUAUGGGCCCAGCUGGGUUUCUACCAGUGGCUAAUAAAUCUGCAGCAACACGAA
Molecule: messenger RNA, 3243 nt
Organism: Neofelis nebulosa (Clouded leopard)
Lineage: Eukaryota; Metazoa; Chordata; Mammalia; Carnivora; Felidae
Gene: PADI3
Product: peptidyl arginine deiminase 3
Exons: 16
Coding region: 51-2045 (664 amino acids)
Cellular component (GO): cytoplasm
Molecular function (GO): calcium ion binding; protein-arginine deiminase activity
Source: RefSeq, a predicted model, not a curated record